Messenger RNA from Ceratotherium simum simum (southern white rhinoceros), 3360 nucleotides. It is a transcript of the gene ZCCHC14, whose product is annotated as zinc finger CCHC-type containing 14. The record is from RefSeq and is a predicted model, not a curated record. NCBI's taxonomy places the organism in Eukaryota, Metazoa, Chordata, Mammalia, Perissodactyla, Rhinocerotidae. Gene Ontology annotation, molecular function: nucleic acid binding; zinc ion binding; phosphatidylinositol binding.
CCCGCUGCAGAGGGACGGCGUGUACCGCUGGUUCUCGGAGCUGCCGUCGCCGCAGCGCGUGGAGUUCCUGUGCGGCCUGCUGGACCUGUGCAUCCCGCUCGAGCUGCGCUUCCUCGGCUCGUGCCUCGAGGACCUGGCCCGCAAGGACUACCACUCGCUGCGCGACUCGGAGAUCAAGGCCAACAACCCGGCCGACCUGGGCAGCCUCACCAACCUGACGGACGAGGUGGUGCGCAGCAAGCUGCUCGUGUCGCUGGCGCUGCUGGGCUCGGAGCAGCGCGAGGCGGCGGGCGUGCUGUACCGCACGCUCACGCACAUCGACUCCAUCAUCCACAACUACGGGCUGCAGCUCAACGAGGGCCGCACGGGCGAUGAGUUCCUGCUGCUCUUCACCAUGGCCUCCAACCACCCGGCCUUCAGCUUCCACCAGAAGCAGGUGCUGCGCCAGGAGCUCACGCAGAUCCAGAGCAGCCUGAGCGGCGGCGGCGGCAGCGGGGGCCCCGGGGGCAAGAGCGUGCUGCCCACCUGCCCGGCCUGCCACAAGGUCACUCCAAGAACCGAGACCCCCGUCAACAGUGUCAGUAAUAGUUUGGAGAAUGCACUGCACACAUCAGCACAUUCCACUGAGGAGUCGCUGCCCAAGAGGCCUGUAGGAAAACACUCCAAAGUGAGUGUUGAAAAGAUAGACCUGAAGGGAUUAUCACACAAAAAAAAUGAAAGAAAUGUUGAAUGUUCCUUUGAGGUCUUGUGGUCUGAUUCUUCAAUAACAUCAGUAACCAAAUCUUCCUCUGAAGUGACUGAAUUUAUUUCAAAGCUGUCUCAGCUGUACCCGGAAGAAAAUUUGGAGAAAUUCAUUCCUUGCUUAGCUGGCCCAGAUUCGUUUUAUGUAGAGCGAAACCACAUGGAUCUGGAAGCGGACCUGAGGUAUUUGGCUUCAUUACCUUCUCACAUAUUAAAAAAUGACCAUGUUAAGAAAUUUUUCAGCACUUCAUCUCCCACCCAACAGCUUCAAAGUCCAAGUCCUGGCAACCCUGCCCUUUCUAAAGUCGGUACCAUGAUGGGUGUGUCUGGAAGACCUGUGUGUGGAGUGGCUGGCAUCCCGUCCUCUCAGAGCAGCACCCAGCAUCACAUGCAGCACUCGGCCAGCGCAGCUGCCCUGCCCCACUGCUCCCACGCUGGGGGCACGGGCUCGGCGCUGGCCUACCGGACCCAGAUGGACACCUCGCCUGCCAUCUUAAUGCCUUCCAGUCUGCAGACCCCUCAGACACAGGAGCAGAAUGGGAUUUUAGAUUGGCUUAGGAAGCUCCGUUUGCACAAAUACUACCCCGUCUUUAAACAGCUCACAAUGGAGAAGUUUCUGAGCCUUACUGAAGAAGAUUUAAAUAAAUUUGAAUCCCUCACCAUGGGAGCAAAGAAAAAACUGAAGACUCAGUUGGAGCUGGAGAAGGAGAAGUCAGAGAAACGGUGCCUGAACCCCUCAGCCCCAGCCCCGGUCACCAGCAGUGGAGUGGCCCGUGUCCCCCCCACGAGCCACGUGGGGCCCGUGCAGGCUAUGCGAGGCAGCCACGCUGCAGCGCUGCGGGUGGAAGUGGAGCAGCCCCCUCACCAGACGGCCCGGGAAGGCAGCUCCUCAGAGUGCUCUAGCUCCUCCCCCAGCCCAAUGGGGGUGCAGGCGCGGGAAGAGAGCUCGGACAGUGCCGAGGAGAACGACAGACGUGUGGAGAUCCACUUGGAGGGCUCUGAGAAGGAGAAGCCUGUAAUGCUCCUCAAUCAUUUCACUUCAAGUUCCGCCAGACCCACAGCCCAGGUUCUCCCUGUGCAGAAUGAGGCAGGCUCCAACCCGUCAGGCCACCACCCACUGCCUCCACAGAUGAUGAGCGCAGCCUCGCACAUCGCACCCAUCCGAAUGCUAAAUUCUGUGCACAAAUCGGAAAGGGGAGGCGCGGACAUGAAGCUCCUCUCGUCCUCUAUGCACUCGCUACUGUCUCUAGAAGAAAGGAGUAAAGUCUCCGGACCAAGAAGUGGCAUCAAAGUGGACAAGAGCUUUGGCAACGCCAUGAUGGAUGUGCUACCCGCGGCCGUCCCCCCACAGCCCAUGCAGGUCCUCUCUGGACUUGCUGAGAGCAGUUCUGUGUCUCCCACCGUAUCCUUUGGUCCCCGCGCCAAAGUUGUCCAUGCGUCUGCACUGGACAGGGUAAUGAAGCCGGCCCCGCAGCCGGCCCUGGUGGUGGAGACGAGCACGGCAGCUGCGGGGACGUCGAGCACCGUCUUCCACGUGGCACGGCCACCCAUCAAACUUCUGGUGUCGUCAUCCGUCCCUGCGGAUUCUGCCAUUUCUGGGCAGACUUCCUGUUCUAAUAACGUGCAAAUAAGUGUGCCCCCUGCAAUAAUAAACCCCCGGACUGCUCUGUACACAGCCAACACCAAAGCUGCCUUCUCUGCGAUGAGCAGUGUGCCCGUGGGCCCCCUGCAGGGCAGCUUCUGUGCAAACAGCAACACUGCCUCUUCCAGUAGCCACCCUUCCACAUCCUUUGCAAACAUGGCCACUGUGCCCAGCUGCCCAGCCCCCAGCUCCAGCCCCGCACUCUCCUCGGUCCCUGAAAGCAGUUUCUACAGCAGCAGCAGCGGCGGCGGCUCCCCCGGCAACAUUCCUGCUGCUGCUCAGAACCAUCACCACCACCACCACCAUCAGCAGCAGCCAGCGCCCCAGCAGCCCACGCCCGGCCCGCCGCCCGGCUGCGUCGUGUGCACGUCUUGCGGGUGCAGCGGGAGCUGCGGCUCGAGUGGCCUGACCGUCAGCUACGCCAACUACUUCCAGCACCCGUUCUCGGGGCCGUCCAUGUUCCCCUUCCCCUUCCUGCCCUUCAGCCCCGUGUGCGGCAGCGGCUACGUGGGCACCCAGCAGUACGGCAGCGGCGCCUUCCCGGUCGUGCACUCGCCCUACAGCGGCAGCGUGCCGCCCGAGCCCGUCCUGGGCGGCCAGUCCACAUUCGCCGUCCCACCCAUGCAGAACUUCAUGGCGGGGGCAGCGGGCGUGUACCAGGCCCAGGGGUUGGUGGGCAGUAGCAACGGUUCCAGUCACAAAAAGAGUGGGAAUCUCUCAUGUUACAACUGUGGGGCCACCGGUCACCGCGCUCAGGACUGCAAGCAGCCGUCCAUGGACUUCAAUCGGCAAGGUACUUUUAGGUUGAAAUAUGCCCCUCCAGCAGAAAGUCUGGACUCCACAGAUUGAUAUUUUUCUCUGGCAACAGAACACUAUUAAGCCAUGGAGACAUAAGGAAAAUUAAAUACAAAACUGAGAAGUCUAGUUGCUGUUGAGCUUAAUAUUUUUAAUCCAAAGGUGCUUUACUUUACUAGACU